This is a messenger RNA of Polyodon spathula (Mississippi paddlefish), 3726 nucleotides long. Its product is annotated as 4-aminobutyrate aminotransferase, mitochondrial-like. Gene Ontology annotation, molecular function: pyridoxal phosphate binding. The transcript is spliced from 14 exons. Bases 103 to 1605 code for a protein of 500 amino acids. Gene Ontology annotation, cellular component: mitochondrion. Gene Ontology annotation, biological process: GABA catabolic process. NCBI's taxonomy places the organism in Eukaryota, Metazoa, Chordata, Actinopteri, Acipenseriformes, Polyodontidae. The record is from RefSeq and is a predicted model, not a curated record.
AACCCUGCUGGGUUUUCUCUCCUUUCUUGCAGGUGAAGUGAAGGCAGGAAGAGGAGUCUGAGAGACUGCGUGCUGCGACCGUUUCCGAUCCAGGGCAUUAGGAUGGCUUCCAUGCUGCUGUGCCGCCAGCUCGCUGUCAAUCUGCAGCAGAACCUGCGACUGUCGGCACCACGUUACAGAUGCAUCAGCAAGGCUGCGACUAAGAGCUCUCCAGAUGUUGAGUUUGAUGGGCCUUCCAUGAAGACUGAGGUUCCUGGUCCCAGAUCCAGGGAGUUGACAGAACAGCUGGAUAAGAUCCAGAACACCGGGGCGAUAAACUUCUUCUGCAACUACGAGGAGAGCCGAGGGAAUUAUCUGGUGGACGUGGACGGGAACAGGAUGCUGGACCUCUACACUCAGAUCUCAUCCAUCCCCAUCGGUUACAAUCACCCAGCCCUCCUCAAAGUAAUGCAGAACCCGCAGAAUUUGAGUGCUUUUGUGAACAGACCCGCUCUGGGGAUUCUGCCUCCAGAGAACUUCCCUGGGAACCUGUUGGAUGCGUUGCUGUCAGUCGCCCCCAGAGGUCUCCGCAAGGUGCAGACCAUGGCCUGCGGGUCCUGCUCCAAUGAAAACGCCUACAAGGCAGCCUUCAUCUGGUACAGAAACAAGGAGAGGGGGAACAUGAAGCCCACCAAAGAGGAUCUGGAUUCUUGUUUGAGCAACCAGGCUCCUGGAUGCCCUGAGUUCAGCAUCCUGUCAUUCAUGGGUGGAUUCCACGGUCGGACUCUAGGCUGCCUCGCUACAACGCACUCCAAGGCCGUGCACAAGCUGGACAUACCCACGUUCGACUGGCCCGUCGCCCCGUUCCCCAGGCUGCGCUACCCGCUGGAGGAGUUCGUGCGGGAGAACGCGCAGGAGGAGGCGCGCUGCCUGGAGGAGGUGGAGGACCUCAUCGUGAAGUACAGGAAGAUUGGCAAGACGGUGGCCGGGAUCGUGGUGGAGCCCAUCCAGUCCGAGGGAGGGGACAACCACGCCUCUGUAGACUUCUUCAAGAAGCUCAGAGACAUUGCCAGGAAGCACGGCUGUGUGUUCCAUGUGGAUGAGGUCCAGACUGGGGGGGGCGGCACUGGGAAGUUCUGGGCCCACGAACACUGGGGGAUGGACGACCCAGCCGACAUUGUCUCCUUCAGUAAGAAGAUGCUCACUGGAGGAUACUUCCACAAGGACGAGCUGACUCCUGCUGAGCCGUACCGAAUCUUCAACACGUGGAUGGGAGACCCAUCCAAGAACCUGCUCCUGAAUGAAGUCCUCAACGUGAUCCGGACUGACAGUCUGCUGGAAGAGGUUUCCCGGGCCGGGAAAGUGCUGAUGGAUGGGCUGUAUGAUUUCCAGGCUCGCUACCCCCAUCUUCUGAGUGCAGCCAGGGGUCAGGGCACCUUCCUAGCCAUCGACGUGAGAGAUGAUGCAACGCGCAACAUCCUGAUCAUGAAGGCCAGGAACAAAGGUGUCGUUCUUGGAGGCUGCGGAGAGCGUUCCAUUCGGUUCCGCCCCUCCUUGGUCUUCAAACAGCAUCACGCCCAUGUCUUCUUGAACAUCUUCAACGACAUCCUAGCGGAGUACAAGUAGGGUGCAAGAGAGCCCCGCUUCACAGCAAAGCACAAGGUCCAAACCCCUCCCUCGAGCAAUCAAAAUGAGCCAAUCACAAGCCUCGGUUAAGAACCAUUACAUACAAGCAAACAGCGACGCACAGUGGGGAGUUCUAGAAUUUUAAAUAUCGUUAAAAAAAAAUAAUAAUUAGAAUUGUUUUGAUUUAUAUAAGCGCUCCAGCAAAAUAGUAAUCCCUGUCAUCCACCCAGCAGGGAAUGCUGCUGGGUGGAUGCCAGCAAAAACCGUCCCUUUCCAUGCCGACAGGAUUCGCAUACAGUAGAGCCCAUUGGAACUGUGGAGCUGGGGGGACACUAUUGACUGAAGGACGGGGUUUCAGCCCUUCAUAUCUUAGCAGAUGAAUAGCUACUGCAGUUUGUGAUUUUUAAAAGCGUGGGCCUAUUUAGUAUUUUAAUGCAACCCAUUGUUGCAAGUUAGUGUCAGGGUAAGCUUUGGCAUUGCAGUUCCACUGGUACGUGUGUAGUCCACCAGCGAUGAGGCGGGGCUUGCUGUUUGAAAUGACAUUACCCAUGCAGCCCAAAGCCUAUCCUGUGUCCGCUCCCUCUCGUAUCUGAAGGCCUACCGCGUGGACUCUUUUUCAAGCAGUGCGGCUCUGCUGUACGGCACAGAAAAGGAAGGUUUGCGCCCCUCUGCAGGCGAGCUCUGCUUGGGCUAACAGCCCAGAUCCAAGGCCAGCUCUCUUUAUGAAAGGUGUGGGUGCACUCUCCCGACCGUUGCAGUUUGGAUAAUCUAGAUAAGCACAACGCGUUUCUUUUUCUAUACUGGAAGCGAAAAAGCAAUACCUUAAUUACACGAUAAGAGAUGGAGAGCACACAUGGAACUGUCAUUGAAGAAAUAAACGGUAUAAUACACACGGGUUAAAUGAACAGUAUAACACACUCUACACGCAGUUUAAGUGAAGAGUAUAACGCACUCUACACGCAGUUUAAGUGAAGAGUAUAACGCCCUCUACACGCAGUUUAAGUGAAGAGUAUAACGCCCUCUACACGCAGUUUAAGUGAACAGUAUAAUGCACUCUACAUGCAGUUUAAGUGAACAGUAUAAUGCACUCUACACGCAGUUUAAGUGAACAGUAUAAUACACUUGUUCCCAUCCCUGUGAUAUUACUGAAUGAGCACGUGCCAGGAAUCUGAGCGAUCACGCCUUUGCUAACGCCACUGGAGCCUCAUCACAGCACACACGAGUCUCAUCUGAGUCUGAGGGCUUACUGUGAGGAGGUGUUCAUAUAGUUGUAGUGGAGGAAUGAUAGUGCAAGUUUCUCACCCUGCUGUAUUAUUAAAAGCAUUUAUUCACAGGAGGUUAUGAACAUCAUUGCAUGGUUUCUUCUGUUUAGCCUUCUGUCCCUAAACGUGCCCCUUCACCAGACGAGCGAAGGUAAGGGUGAUAAGGGAGAUGGUCUUUCAAGCUGUGAGUCAUGGAAAUACAACGUGACUCCCAUCAGACAGGAUCUUCCACACCCCUCCCCUUCAUCUUUAAUGGGCUUGGACUAUUCAAACCAGCGGGUCUAUCUGCAGUUAUUUUUGUUGUGUUUGAUAACUGACUGUAAUGCCCUAGUUGUAGUUACAUGUGUAUAUAUAGUACAGUGUAUAGGGUCUAUAUAAACCCAUACAUGCACAUUCUGCAUUAACAUUUUAAACACAAAUAACAUGCACACGUUUCGACCCCACACCUUUGCACAGCUGUACCGGAUCAUGAGACUGAACUUCUCAGCGAUGGUACCGUUCUCUUCAGUCGCGUCUUCGAAAUGCAUAGUUUAUAAUGUCUUAACUGUUUAUGCAACGUGAAGCUUGCUGAUCAGGUGCACAUGACAGUCAGAAGGGCAAUUGGCAAGUGUCUUUUCCUUUUUUUUUUUCGUAAUGUUUACUGACAUUUUGUAAUUGUGGUGAAUGUGAAGGUCGUAACUGAAGCUCAAGCUAGUUCAUGUAAGACUUUGUGAAAAGGUUUCGUAACUCUGUCAAGAAGAGAUUAAUGAAAACGUUGCCAUUGAUGUUUACUAAACUGCCAACUGUGGAUGUAACCUAUUAAAAUCCAGGUCUUUAUUCUUGUGACAGAAAAAUAAAUGUAACAGUAUUGUGAAAUAAA